UCGACUCUUGAGCCGUCUGUUGACGGCCUGAGCUCUCUUGGCAGAGGACUGAGGUAUAACUAAGGCUCCAUUACCUUAGUUCCAGAAGGUCCCUGUCUAUGGGAGCGUUUUCUUUCUAAUUUCUCACAAGCAGGCCGUGGCGGCAGGCCGAGGCUCUUUGCCUGAAUCCAGUCCGCCGGCCCAGCCAUGCCUAAAAAAGGGAAAAAGGCAAAGGUACCCUUGACGGACGAAGAGCAGCUGCUUUUAUUUCAGCAGAAGUUGCUGGCAGAGGAGGAGGCGGCCAAGAAGAAAGAGAGGCUUCUCACACAGUUCUUGAAGGACAAGCUGGCCAAGGAAGAACACAACAGCGCUCUGAAUCUUAAUAAGAUCAACACACAGUGGAGAACUGUCCUAAGGGAAGUCAAGACCAGGGAACUUCUCAAGGACAUCGAGAUCCUCAGUCAAACGUUUGAGCGCGUGGUGGACUGCAAGGACAGCGUCAUCAAGUCUCUGGCUAAGGACUUGACUGAAGCAGAGGAACAAUACGCCCAUGCUCUGCGCAGCCACUUACACAAUGUUGACCAGCUCUUGACCCUGCAGCGACGCCGACUCAGCCUCCUGGAGGAAAGCUACAACAUGGAACUAGAUGUCCUGACGAAAGAGUUUGAGACGGAGCGGAAGACAAUCAUUGACCAGCAUGAGAAAGAGAUCCACUACCUCCAGGAUGUCUUCAUGGCCAUGGAGCAGAACUACGUCGAUUCCGAGUAUGAGAGCAAGCUAGAGUUCCAGAGUAUGUGGGAUGAUCUGAAAAACAAGAAUUUAGAAGAGAAGCACUUUCUUCGUCUACAACUGGAGAACAUAGUGGAGGAUCUGUGGAGAAGGUUCCAGGAUGCGCUCAAGAACUAUACCGAUGCCACGGAGGACCGGAAGAUUGCCUUUGAGACUCUGAAGGUGAAGGACGAGAAAAGCUCCAAAGAGAUUGAAAUGCAGAUGAAAAAAAUCCAGAAGCUGCAGGAGGCCAUAGGUAUCUUGAAAGGGAAGAUCACAGCCCACAGCCGUGAAAGUGAAUGGCAGAACCAGUGCAUCCGCAAUGACAAGGAGCUGGUCCAUGUACAGCUGCGAAAACUGAAAGCCCAAAGGACGCAGGCUCGGGGAGUGUCCCAGGAGAACUUAGUCAAACUCACCCUGGAAAGUAAUGCCACCCUCAAGGACCUGAAAAAGAUCGUGGAGAAGGGUGAAAAGAUCCUUAAACUUGCUGAAAUCUGUAGGAAAUUUGAAACAGAGGAAGAAAAAGUCCUGCCUUUCUAUUCCUCAGCCCUGACUCCCAUGGAGCAGGAGGAAGUGGAGAGACAGAACCCAGAAGAGGUCACAGAGGAGCUGGCCAAGGUUAUGGCGGACUACUCAGGGAUGGAGAACUUCUGGAAAAGAUACAAUAAGGUGAAGCUGGAGGUGCUGAGCCUGCAGCACAGACGCGUGCAGCUGCUGGAGAUCAGCGGGAAGCUGAGGGAAAUGCUCAAACAGUACCUGGACAGUAUCUCCGUGAGCGAUGAGGUGCUGAGCCAGCUCAACCCGCUCUUCAUAGUAAACCACAGGAGCAACCUGCCCCAGCUGUCCGCACCUGCCCAGGCAGGCGAGAGAGGCCCUCCAACCACCUACAAUGUCAUCGAAGCUGCCCACAUUGUCUCCCGUACCCUGUGAUCCAAGGAACCCAAGAUUUUUUUUGUGAAACCCGAGUGCUUUGGUAUUACAAAUUUAGAUGGAGGCUCCAGACAGUACUCUAGUCAUUGACUGCCACUAUCCCGCGCAGU
This is a messenger RNA of Microtus oregoni (creeping vole), 1787 nucleotides long. It is a transcript of the gene Ccdc65, whose product is annotated as coiled-coil domain containing 65. Gene Ontology annotation, cellular component: axoneme; axonemal dynein complex. The record is from RefSeq and is a predicted model, not a curated record. Gene Ontology annotation, biological process: cilium-dependent cell motility; axonemal dynein complex assembly; regulation of cilium movement. Lineage: Eukaryota; Metazoa; Chordata; Mammalia; Rodentia; Cricetidae. Bases 187 to 1677 code for a protein of 496 amino acids. The transcript has 8 exons.